AUGAAUUAUCCAAUUUACAUUAGUUCAAGUAGUGAUGAUGAAGAUGAAGUUCAAGAGCACAUUAAUAGGCAACAACAUGUAACGACCAUCGUUAAUGAUGAGAAGCGUAUCUAUCAAGCAGCGUUACUAGAUCUGAAUCAACCGAAAACCGAAAAAGACUUACCUCCUGGUGUUCUUGCAGUACCUCUUAUGAGGCAUCAGAAGAUUGCAUUGGAAUGGAUGAGACAGAAAGAAAGAAGUUUUAAUAAUUGUUUGGGAGGGAUACUAGCAGAUGAUCAAGGACUUGGUAAAACAAUCUCAACGAUUGCUUUGAUCUUAUUACAGAAGUUGAAGUCGCAAUCAAAGCCUAGAAGUAGAAGAUCUGGUGGUACAUUAGUUGUUUGUCCAGCAAGUGUUGUUAAGCAAUGGGCAAAGGAGCUUGAUGACAAGGUAUCUCUUCAACACAAGCUCUCUGUUUUAGUCUACCAUGGAUCUAAAAGAACCAACGAUCCUGUCGAGUUGGCAAAGUACGAUGUGGUCGUGACAACUUACGCGCUUGUUACAAACGAAGUUCCACAAAACUCUCAGAGCAACAUUCAAUUUUCUGGCGCACUAGCGAGAGUUAGGUGGUUGAGAGUGGUUUUAGACGAAGCUCAGACAAUAAAGAACCAUAAAACACUAGUUGCAAAAGCAUGUUCUCGUCUUAACGCCAAAAGGAGAUGGUGUUUGUCUGGAACACCGAUACAGAACGAAGUCUGGGAUCUUUUCAGCUACUUCAAGUUUCUUCAAUAUCAUCCGUACGCUGAAAUCUGUUCUUUUAGCCAAAGAAUCAUGGUUCCAAUCACAAAGGAUAGUCUUAGAGGUUACAAGAAGCUUCAAGCUAUUCUAAGAGGUAUAUUGCUUCGCCGUACCAAGGAGUUUGAUUUCUACAAGGGGCUUGAAGCAACUUCACAAUCAGAGUUUGAGGCCUAUGCUGAUGCUGGAACGGUCAACAAAAACUAUGUUUACAUUCUUGUGAUGCUUUUGAGACUACGCCAAGCUUGUGACCAUCCACAGCUUGUCAAAACAUCAAAGGAACCAUAUGGAGAUCAUCAUCUACGUGUGAAACAAAGCGACUUUACAUCAACGAAAAUCAAAGCUGUGAUGAAGACGCUUGAGUCGCAAGUCAAGACCUUGGUGUUCUCUCAAUGGACUGGUAUGCUUGAUUUGCUUGAGCAUAACUUUGUCAAAAACGGUGUAACGUUCAGAAGACUAGACGGAACAAUGUCUCUAGUAACAAGAGACAAGGCUGUGAAAGAGUUUAACAAUGAUCCGAGUGUGCAAGUGAUGCUAAUGUCUCUUAAAGCUGGAAACCUAGGAUUGAAUAUGGUGUCUGCAAGUCGUGUGAUAAUAUUGGAUCUUUGGUGGAAUCCAACAACAGAAGACCAAGCUAUAGAUCGUGCUCAUAGAAUUGGACAGACUCGGGCUGUUACUGUGACGCGUAUAACUAUCAAUAACACUGUUGAAGAUAGGAUCUUGGCUCUUCAAGAAGAGAAAAGGAUAGUGGUUGCUUCUGCAUUGGGCGGAUCCUGGUGAACUAUCUGCCACUCGACUAACAGAACAAGAUCUUCAAUAUCUGUUUUUUGGAUAAAUAAUAUAUAUAUAUAUAUAUAUAUAUUUAUAAAGUUAGUGGUUGUUGCAAACGAUGGAACGCACUUUUCUAUAUGA
This is a messenger RNA of Brassica oleracea var. oleracea, 1686 nucleotides long. RefSeq lists its product as uncharacterized. Gene Ontology annotation, molecular function: ATP binding; ATP-dependent chromatin remodeler activity. NCBI's taxonomy places the organism in Eukaryota, Viridiplantae, Streptophyta, Magnoliopsida, Brassicales, Brassicaceae. The record is from RefSeq and is a predicted model, not a curated record.